Daldinia caldariorum is the source of this 1861-nucleotide messenger RNA. Its product is annotated as ENTH-domain-containing protein. Gene Ontology annotation, cellular component: endosome; plasma membrane; clathrin vesicle coat. The transcript is spliced from 4 exons. NCBI's taxonomy places the organism in Eukaryota, Fungi, Ascomycota, Sordariomycetes, Xylariales, Hypoxylaceae. Gene Ontology annotation, biological process: Golgi to endosome transport; endocytosis. The record is from RefSeq and is a predicted model, not a curated record. Gene Ontology annotation, molecular function: phospholipid binding; clathrin binding. The coding region runs from base 125 to 1732 and encodes 535 amino acids.
UAAUCGUCCAAGAGACAAUUCGCCCUAAGGCUAUUUUCCUAGCUUCCCUUCUCUUUAUCAUAAUAACUACAACCGCGCUUUUCUCCCUUGGUCCCUGAUCGGGACCUAAAAGCUACGGCCGAACAUGGAUUUCAACAGUCUAAAGGAUCAGGUAACCAACCUGACGCUAUACGAUCUCAAGGCGGGAGUUCGCAAGGUCCAGAAUGCUGUUAUGAACUAUACGGAGAUGGAAGCAAAGGUGCGAGAAGCUACCAAUAAUGAACCUUGGGGCGCCUCGUCAACCCUUAUGCAAGAAAUCGCCAACGGCACCUUUAAUUACCAAACCCUCAACGAAAUUAUGCCCAUGAUCUACCGUCGUUUCACCGAAAAGGCCGCCGAGGAAUGGAGGCAAAUAUACAAGGCGCUCCAGCUUCUCGAAUUCUUGAUCAAGCACGGCUCGGAACGGGUCAUUGACGAUGCGCGCAAUCAUAUAACGCUCCUAAAAAUGCUACGACAAUUCCACUACAUCGACCAGAACGGCAAGGACCAGGGAAUCAACGUCCGAAACCGCGCAAAGGAACUUGCGGAACUUCUGGGCGAUGUCGAUCGGAUCCGGGCGGAGCGAAAGAAGGCCAGAGCCAACAAGGCCAAGUACACGGGGGUUGAAGGCGGCACCAUGGGAGGUUUAUCAGGGAGCAGCCGCUACGGCGGAUUUGGCAGCGAGUCGAGUGGCUACGGCGGUUCGUCUUCGGGUUACGGCGGGUACUCGGGUGGUGUAUACGGCGACGGUGGCGGGUUUGGGGGACAGUCCGACGACUGGAGGGAUUCUAGCACUAGCCGCGCGGACAAGUUCGAAGAGUACGACGAGUUCGACGAAGGAUCUACGCCGUCGAGUUCGUCCAGAGCGAAGCGACCCGAGCGUAGUGAGAGAAUUGGCGUCAAGAAGACCACUCCCGUCGAACCCCCAAAGAAAAAAGAGCCCGAGGUUGACCUCUUCUCUUUCGACGAUCCUGCUCCCGCGGCAACUACCUCCGCCGCCACUCCGUCGAAUAAUUCUUCUGGGCUAGCUGCUCUGUCGACGACUAACAACGAUGACGACGACUUCGAUGAUUUCCAAUCCGCAGCGCCUGCGCCCUCGGGCAAUAUCGGAAUCCCCCCACCCAUGGUAACAUCGAGCGCUCAAUCCACCGCCCAAUUCGCUGCUCCAAAGCCUUUAUCCGGGCCGCAGCAAGCUAACCUCAGCGACAUGAUGUCGUCAAUCUCACCUCCCGCAAGUACUACGACGACACCUGCGGCUAAUUACUCAUCUUUCAGCAUACCGACAACUACCGGCGUGUCUGCUCAAGCACCAAAGACGACAACUAGCUAUCAAGCGGCAGCUCCUAAUUAUUACCAGUCCGUUCAAGCUCACCCGACGGGAUCAUCAAUUUCUGCGGCAUCGUCCGCAACUGGCCUAUCUACGCCAUCUGGUCUAUCUGCGUUGAACAAGCCGGCCGCUCCUGUGACGGCUAAACCUAGCACCGGUAGUGAUCCUUUCGCAAAUCUCUGGGGCCAAGCCGGCAGUGGAUUGAAAAAGGCCAGCACGCCCACUGCAGGGCCGAAGAUGGGCCAGCUUGCCAAAGAAAAGACCAGCGCAUCGCUCUGGGGCGCACCCGCAGCAGGCACGCCAAAACCUGUAGGUGGUUUGCAAACAGGCAGUGGAUCAGGUAACGCGACGACCGGAAGCAGUGGCUUAGACGAUUUAUUAGGUUAAAGGACCGCCAUGGCCCAUGAAGAGGCCUUAGGUCACCCAAGCCAAGCUUACCUUGUAUGCCUGCGAAAGAUAGGGAACUGUAUAUCACGUUGACAAUAUUAGCAACUUAUAAUAUGUUGCUCAAAACUU